CACAACCUAUCAAAAAGCCCGUGCAAAAGGUUAAGUUAGUAAAAAAAAGAAAAUAAAAAAAUACACACAGCAAAAUCAAGAAGUAACACACCGCUGCACCGCUGACUAGGGUUUUUGCAGCUUCGAAUACGAAAGGGCCGUACGCGAUGGGGGCCGCAUCCAGCAGACCGAGAACGUUGGUGGUGAACAACGACUCACCUGCCGGCCUGAUCGAAAUUUCCGACGAUGUGGUACAGCGGCUCAAGAGUGGCCUUCCGCCCAAGACGCAAGGUCGGAACGGUGACGCCCAGCAGCAGCAGCAGCCGGGUGGUGACGAAAGCAGCAGCAGCAGCAAUGUGCCCAUCGCUCGUGGCCCAAGCUCCUACCCAAAUCCGCCGGUACCACCAUCCGUAGUGUAUCAGGGUGAGCUGCCGCUCACCUCGAUGCAGGUCCUGCAGGAGAAGGAGCGCGAGCUGCGGGAGAAUGACGUGUACUGGACCCAGCGGCUGAAGGCACUCGAAGCAAACCUCGCCCGGACGAACCAGGUGCUGGAGAAGGAGUACAGUGACGCGGUUGCGGAUGUAAAGAAACGGUUCGCAACGACCGCCGUCCAGCAGCAGCUGCCACCGUGCCAGGAUCUGAAGGCGAAGGUUAUCGCAUGCUACCGACAAAACCCGCACGAAACGCUGCGCUGUGCCGAGGAGGUGAAGCACUUCACCGACUGCGUCAAUCAGCACCGGAUCCAGCUGCUACAGCAGCGUGCAGCAGCCGAAACUGGCAAGAAGUAAAAUCCGGGUCCUGGAAGAAGGCAAAGCGCACAUAGACGUACAUACACACACAAGCCGGUAGAUGGUUGAUCGAUCGGUGUGUGCGGUAUGAGAUGCCCGAGACGCUUUACGUUCGUCUGUGCUGCGUGACCAUUGGUUGUGCCUCUUCCCAUUGAACGAGUGUUUGUCUAGCUUGAAUGAUGUCGAUACAAUUAUUCGUUUGUAAAUAUAAAAUCAAAAUCAAACGACUUACCGGAUGAAGGGUUACAAUUUUUUUUCUCGCCUACUACAUUGCCGCUAAAGAUCUCAACAUCAACAAAAUACCUAUCGAAAAGGAGUCGGAGUCGUUCAGCUCUUUCGCUUAACUUUGUCUUACUUGUUUCAUUAUUCGCGCUUAGUACUAACUGAGAAGAUAGCAUGAAGCAAUAAACUACCGUGAUAACUA
Messenger RNA from Anopheles stephensi (Asian malaria mosquito), 1191 nucleotides. It is a transcript of the gene Chchd3, whose product is annotated as MICOS complex subunit MIC25. The record is from RefSeq and is a predicted model, not a curated record. The transcript is spliced from 3 exons. Gene Ontology annotation, cellular component: MICOS complex. Lineage: Eukaryota; Metazoa; Arthropoda; Insecta; Diptera; Culicidae. Gene Ontology annotation, biological process: inner mitochondrial membrane organization. The coding region runs from base 147 to 767 and encodes 206 amino acids.